Molecule: messenger RNA, 716 nt
Organism: Paramisgurnus dabryanus
Lineage: Eukaryota; Metazoa; Chordata; Actinopteri; Cypriniformes; Cobitidae
Source: RefSeq, a predicted model, not a curated record
CCCACUGAAGUAAAGUAUAAAAGAUAGGACUCCUCAUUGACCAUCACACAAUCUACACUGAAGUUCUGAAAGUGAAGAUUUGACAAAAAGAUUCAUCAUGACAGUCAUGAGAGCUCUUGUGCUUCUUUUCUUGGUCUUUUCUGUUGAGAAUGCAGCAGCUCAUGAGAAAUGCCCACAUGGAUGGACACCUUUUGGUGUGCAAUGCUACAACUUCUUCUCUCAGUCAGUUAACUGGAUCACAGCUGAGAAAAACUGUCAAUCCGUUGAUGCAAAUCUUGCAUCUGUGCGCAGUUCAGUGGAAAACAGCUUUCUCCUGAGUCUUGUGCCUAGUGACAAACGUGCUUGGAUUGGUGGCCAUGAUGGCGAAAUUGAAGGACAAUGGCUCUGGGCUGAUGGAUCUCCAUAUGUCUUUACCAACUGGUGCUCUUCACAACCUGACAAUGCUGCUGGUAAUGAGAACUGCAUGGAGAUAAAUGAAAGCACUAAACGUUGCUGGAAUGAUGCGACCUGUACACUCACAAUGGGCUACAUUUGUGUCAAACCUCUGAGAUCAUAAAAAAUCAAUCUGUUUCAAAAGUACUAUGAUUGUACUACAUGCCUAUAUAUUUUUUCUGAUCUUAUCUUUAAAAUCUUUCAAAUAUCUCUGAAAUUAUCUUUAUAAAUUACUGAAUCUUUCUGAAAACUUCUUAAAUCAAUAAAAGCUUUUAUAAAGCAAA